Fundulus heteroclitus (mummichog) is the source of this 799-nucleotide messenger RNA. RefSeq names its product chromosome unknown C5orf49 homolog (gene cfap90). Lineage: Eukaryota; Metazoa; Chordata; Actinopteri; Cyprinodontiformes; Fundulidae. The transcript is spliced from 3 exons. The record is from RefSeq and is a predicted model, not a curated record. The coding region runs from base 188 to 514 and encodes 108 amino acids.
GGUAUCCUAGCAACCACGCACGCCAACCUCCUCAGGCUGAGAGCUCGCUCGCUCCUCCGGGGUGAUUCCGCUCGUCUCUCUCUGCUCCCUGGUGCCUUUAACAUAGACGCUUCGCUUGAGGCUCAAUUCAAAGCAAACACUUUCAGCCUUCAGUUACAUCCCACCGCGACGGAACAAGCCGAGAGAAAUGUCUUACUUCAACGACACCAAGUCAAAGGUCGCCAACAUGUCCACUUAUGACCGAAUCUUCCACCAAGUCGAGGGUUAUGAUAUGAAGCGGCCCCGCGAUGACAGGCAACACUGGAGGGGAAGGGGACUCAACAUAAACCAGGAGGAGAGGUCCAGAGCUGUGCCAGUGCUGUCAUCUUCGGAAUAUGGCCGCCAUCUGCCUCCGGUCCCCGACCAGACAGCGCGACAGUACGCGCGCGUGGCUUCCACAAAAUCAGAGUUUUACAUGAAAAACGGCAUCAUCUGGAGUCUGGCGGAAGGAUACGGGUCAGUGGCUCCGAUCUGAAAAGCGCCGCGCGUCCCGGCUCGACACCAAAGGAUUGGUUGCUUCUGUCUUUGCAAAGUAAAUCGGUUUUUCACUGAACUGGUUUGUGUGAUGAGAAAGCCAUACCAAAAAUACCAUUUCUGCAACAGUUUACCUUUCUAGGUAUACGAUUGACAUGCCUAUGCCUACGCUUCCUAACACACUGGGUUUUUAAGAGAUUUCUAAGAAUGAAUCGGGGAGUAAAGAGACCACAACGUUAAGCGCCAAAUGCUUUGUUGAUUUGGAAUCACUCCAGCACUUCAGAUU